This is a messenger RNA of Acanthaster planci (crown-of-thorns starfish), 3420 nucleotides long. RefSeq names its product DEAD-box helicase 41 (gene ddx41). NCBI's taxonomy places the organism in Eukaryota, Metazoa, Echinodermata, Asteroidea, Valvatida, Acanthasteridae. Gene Ontology annotation, biological process: mRNA splicing, via spliceosome. Gene Ontology annotation, molecular function: nucleic acid binding; RNA helicase activity; ATP binding. The record is from RefSeq and is a predicted model, not a curated record.
AGAUUUUGUGCGGCGGGAAACAGAUAAAGUAAAAAACAUAAACGCAUCCCAGGCUUCUUCAAUGUUGAAAAAAGCAAUAUACUGGUCUGAAGGUGUGUGCAGACUCGACUAUAUACGAUGAGUUGUAUUUCGUUGCAGAUGCGUUACGUGUAUCCUGUUAAACAAGCGUAAGGGCACCGUUUUGGUAGAUUUAAGUUCAGGAUCUCUCGGUGAGAAAGAUGAGUUCAACUUCCAAGAAACGUGAAAAUUCUUCCAGCCAUCCCAAGUCGUCGAAGCGUCACAAACACAGUGACAGUGAUUCGGAGGAUGAUUAUGUGCCCUACGUACCGUUGAAGGAGAGACGAAAACAGCAGUUGGAUAAAGCUCAUAAACUCCUGAACCGCAAGAUCGCCAAGGGAGUGGUGGAAGGGAAGCAGGAGCAGCGAGACAGUGGUCUUGAGGAUGGCGGGCUGGUGGAUGACCUGGGGCCCAGGGCCAAUGUCAGCUUGCUGGACCAGCACGCAGAGCUCAAGAAGAAGGCAGAGAGCAGCAAAGUCAACCAGCUGGACAAGCAGCUGGAGGAGGAGCAGAAGAUCCUACAGAGCAUCCAAGAGCAGAGAGCGCUGAUGACGGUCAAGGAGUUGGCCAAGGGCAUCACGUACACGGAGGCACUCAAGACAGCUUGGACUGUUCCAAGGUGCAUCCUUAACAUGGGGGAGGGUCGCCACGAACGAGUUCGUAAGAAGCUUCACAUCAUCGUCGAGGGAGACAGUGCACCGCCCCCCGUCAAACACUUCAAGGAGAUGAAGUUUCCCAAGUCCAUCCUCUACGGCUUGAAGAAGAAGGGAAUCGUGCAUCCCACUCCCAUCCAAAUACAAGGCAUACCCGUGGUCCUCUCUGGUAGAGACAUGAUCGGUAUCGCCUUCACCGGCUCGGGCAAGACUCUGGUGUUCACCUUACCCCUCCUCAUGUUCUGCCUGGAGCAAGAGAAGAAGAUGCCUUUCAUCCGGAACGAAGGGCCGUACGGCCUCAUCAUCUGUCCCUCGCGCGAAUUGGCCAAGCAGACCCAUGAUGGCUUCCAGUACUUUGCGAAGUGCCUCGAGGCAGAAGGCCUGCCGUCCGUGCGAAGCAUGCUGUGCAUCGGCGGGAUACCGUCCAAGGAUCAGAUGAAACUUCUGCAGCAGGGCGUGCACAUCAUGGUGGCCACGCCCGGCCGGCUUAUCCACAUGCUAAACAGGAAGAGCUUCAAUCUGUCAGUUUGUCGCUACCUCUGCCUGGACGAGGCUGACCGCAUGAUCGACCUGGGGUUCGAGGAGGACAUCCGUACCAUUCUCACCUACUUCAAGGGCCAGAGGCAGACGCUCCUCUUCAGCGCCACCAUGCCCAAGAAGAUCCAGAACUUUGCCAAGAGUGCCCUGGUCAUGCCGAUCACUGUCAAUGUUGGUCGGGCCGGGGCGGCAUCAUUGGACGUCAUCCAGGAGGUAGAGUACGUCAAGCAAGAGGCCAAGAUGGUGUACCUGCUGGAGUGCCUGCAGAAGACCCCACCACCAGUGCUGAUCUUUGCUGAGAAGAAAGCAGAUGUGGACGACAUCCACGAGUACCUCUUGUUGAAAGGUGUUGAAGCUGUGGCUAUCCACGGAGGAAAAGACCAGGAGGAGAGAACCCGCUCCGUGGAGCAGUUCCGGCAGAAGGAAAAAGACGUCCUAGUCGCCACUGAUGUGGCCUCCAAAGGGCUGGAUUUUCCUGAUAUCCAGCACGUCAUCAACUAUGACAUGCCUGAGGAUAUUGAAAAUUAUGUUCACAGAAUAGGCAGAACAGGUCGAUGUGGCAAAACGGGAAUUGCUACAACAUUCAUCAAUAAAUCAUGCGAGGAGUCGGUUUUGCUGGAUCUGAAGCACCUGUUGUUGGAGGCGAAGCAGAGGGUGCCACCGGUUCUGAUUGCUCUCGGAGGGAACGAGGAGCACCUGAGUAUUGGAGACGAGCGUGGCUGCUCUUUCUGCGGUGGGCUGGGCCACCGCAUCACUGAGUGCCCCAAACUGGAAGCCAUGCAGACCAAGCAAGCCAGCACUAUCGGCCGCAAGGACUACCUCGCCAACAGCGCUGCCGACUGGUAGUCAUCUCCACCAUUGGCUGGAGGAAUAACGGUAAACCAUGCCAGGCCCCGAAACUUUUCAAAUCAAGGACUGCCUUGCUACCAGUGCUGCGGUCUGAUAGGCAGCUUUACCACCGGCCAGGAAGGGACGAUAGACUGUGCUAGAGGUUGCAUGCUGUCACUUGAAGGCUGCCUGGCCAAGCGUGCUGAAGACUGGUAGAAAACCUUACAGCAGGCUUUUAACAGGGAUGAUAUGUUGUGGCGGAGAUGGACAUUUCUUUAAGUUUACUUGGCAGGCAGCAAGAUGGACUGCUGUUCACAGCUGCACUGUAGGCCAAGGUCUAGAGAGAGAUGGUAGACUCGUCAUUACAAAGAUUACCUUGCAAACAGCACCACGGAUUGGUAAACAACUGUACCACAGUCUGGUAAACCACUACAUUGGAAUAAGGGUCAUUGGUGGGUCUGUGGGAGGGGGACUAUGGCCCCUCAAAAGAAGUAACAUUUUUUGGAGUUUUUGAAAAAAUGGAAAAUGACAAUUUCUUGGGAAUGUUUCACACCCCUUCCUUCCACAAGCGUGUAAAAAGCCCCACAUUUUAGCCUCACUUUUCAGAAAGGCCACAAAAGGUUACGUAAAGAAAUUUCCCAAAUGUUGCCCUUCCCCUAAAAAAAAACAAAUACAAAUUUGGGCCAUCCCCCAAAUGAAGGUCUGGAUCCGCCCUUGAUAGGUAUGGUAGCCCAGGUUGGACAUACAAACUUGCCAUAAAAAUACCAGGCUGGAAUGGCAAAUGAUUGCUUUACAUAUAAGGGAUGGAUGGUAAGACACAUGGGGAAAUAUUCCAUGAAUCUUGCCUAUAAUAAGAGUCAAAGAUGAGCCAGUGCAGGAGAAAUCUUUUUCUUGAGAAGUCCUCUGACACAGGAUCACAGGGUCAGCCAAUAGGUAUUCCAUGCUGCUCUGUGUGCCUCAGAACUUCACCAACCAGGUUACAAGAAGGGCAUUAUCAGAAUGGCAUGCGCCAGUCAGUGAAGCCUCAGAGGUCAGGUCACCAGUCUAGAUCCGAGAGACUUUGAACUUGUCAUGGUGAAAGUCAUGGGACUUACCCUGUGGGCAUUUUAUUCGGAUAAAUUGAGACACUGUGACUAGGAUGUCUCUUUGUCAUUACCCAAAAUUUGUCCUCCAAAAUUUCCAGUGUGAAACUGUAACAUUGCAAGAACGACUGAACCUGUUAUACAUGUACAGUCAGUUUUCAUCAGAAGUAUGUUCUUUUAGCAUAAAUAACUUGAGGCUAAAGUUAAAUUCUGUACACGUGUUGAUAUGUUUCUGUAUCCUGUAAAUAAAUCUGAGAAAAUGA